AGUGCGGGCUGAAGGAUGUUCAAUGAUCCGCCGGUGAUGAUGAUGAUGAUGAUGAAGCUGAUCUGAUCGAUCACACAUGAGCAGAACAUCUGACUGAUCUUCAUCUGCGCUCAUCAUCAUCUUCAGAAUCUUUAGCUCAGUUUGAGUCUGAAUGUGACACGAGCGAUCAGUGGAUUUAUGACAUCUCAUGAGAAAUAAAGCAAAUGUGGAUUUCACUGGAAUUCUUUUAUUCGUUUGGGAAACACGGACACUCGUUUCCGGUGUCUGAUGCUCUUCUCUGAGAUCUGGAUCCAUCAUUUCAGGAUAUUCAGACAGUAAAAGAUGAAGUCGCAGGUUUCUCUGCAGAUUCUGCUGUAUGCAACAGUCAUCAGGAGUCUGAAGGUGUUGUCCAAACGUGGAUCAGUGGAUGGCUGCACGGAUUGGUCUGUGGACUACCUGAAGUAUAAAGUUCUGUUGGGCGAGCCUGUGAGGAUUAAAUGUGCUUUAUUUUAUGGAUAUAUCCGUGCAAAUUACACACACGCUCAGAGUGCUGGACUUAGUUUGAUGUGGUAUAAAAGCACUGGACACGGAGACUUCGAGGAACCCAUUUCAUUUGAUGGCAUCCGCAUGAGUAAAGAGGAAGACUCCAUCUGGUUCAGACCGGCUGAGAUCCACGACGUGGGUCAUUAUUCAUGUGUGUUGAGGAAUUCGACGUACUGUAUGAAAGUGUCGAUGUCUCUCACGGUGGCGGAGAAUGACACGAGUCCCUGUUACAACUCCAAGAUGAGAUACUUUGAGAAAGGCGAGUUGAGUAAAAGCAAAGACAUUCUGUGUCCAGACAUUGACGACUACAUACAGCCGGGAAAAGAGCCAGACAUCACCUGGUACAAGGAAUGCCGGCCGAAACAGUGGAGACAAAGCAUCGUCAGAAAAGCAGAUUUACUCUCCAUUCAAGACGUGCGGGAAGAUGACAUUGGGAAUUACACGUGUGAAUUACAGUUCGGGACUUUUGUGGUGAGGAGAACGACUGAACUCUCCGUCACAGCGCCGUUAACGGACAAACCUCCGAAGAUCCUUUACCCAUCUGAAAAUAGAGUCAGCAUCAUGGAGCUGCAUUUAGGCAGCGCUGUGAAUCUUACCUGUCGAGCGUUCUUCGGCUACAGUGGUGAUGCGAGUCCACUCAUCUACUGGAUGAAGGGAGAGAAGUUUAUCGAGGAUCUGGACGAAAGUCGAAUCAGAGAAAGUGACAUUAAAACGCUUCGAGAACACCUGGGUGAACAGGAGGUUUCUAUCUCACUGAUGAUAGAUGCUGUUGAGGAGACUGACCUGGGAAACUAUUCCUGUUAUGUGGAGAAUGGCCACGGAAGACGGCAGGCCAAUAUACAACUGAGCAAAAGAGUAGAGCUCAUGUAUACAGUGGAGUUAGCUGGUGGUUUGGGAGCGAUUCUGCUGAUGUUGAUAUUUUUGGUGUCGUUGUAUAAAUGUUACAGAAUCGAGCUCAUGCUCUUCUACAGAAAUCACUUCGGCAGUGAGGAUUUGGACACAGAAAAUAAAGACUAUGACGCAUAUGUGUCAUACACUAAAGUUGAUCCAGAUCAGUGGAGUCAGGAGACGAGAGAGGAAGAACAUUUCGCUUUGGAAAUUUUGCCUGAUGUUCUGGAAAAGCAUUAUGGGUAUAAACUCUUCAUUCCUGACAGGGACUUGAUCCCAACUGGAAGUUUCAGCAAUGAUCAUUUCCAGGAUGAUACAAGACUCCUUAGAGCAUACAUUGAGGAUGUCACUCGCUGUGUUGACCAGAGUAAACGUCUCAUCAUCGUUAUGACACCCAAUUACGUGGUGCGACGUGGCUGGAGCAUCUUUGAGCUGGAGACGCGUUUAAGGAACAUGUUGGUUACUGGAGAAAUUAAAGUUAUUCUCAUCGAAUGUGCAGAGCUGCGAGGGAUCAUGAACUAUCAGGAAGUUGAAGCUCUCAAACACACCAUCAAACUUCUGACGGUGAUCAAGUGGCCUGGACCAAAGAGCAGUAAACUAAACUCCAAGUUCUGGAAACAGCUUCAGUAUGAAAUGCCCUUUAAGCAUCCAGAGCCCAAGCUUUCGCAUGAGCAGGUGCUGGAUGUGAGCGAGCAGGGACCCUUCGGCGAGCUGCAGACCGUCUCCGCUAUGUCUAUGGCCGCAGCAACUUCCACCGCCAUGGCGACUGCACACCCAGAGCUGCGCUCUACUUUCCACAACACAUACCACACGCAGCUGCGACAAAAGCAUUACUACAGAAGCUACGAGUACGACAUACCUUCGUCUGGUACCCUCCCACCCCUUUCAUCAAUAGGCAACCAGCACACCUACUGCAACAUCCCAAUGACACUUCUGAACGGACAGCGACCACGGGGGAAAACACCUCGUGAACAGCAGCAGGCAAUAGAAGAGCAACACAUUAAUAAUGCAAUGCUGCCACUGUUGCCCCGAGAAACCAGCAUCUCCAGCGUCAUCUGGUGACAUCAUCAGGAAAGAGACAUUUUUAUUAGUUGAAUGCUAAUAGAACGUAAGACCCUUAAAAUCAAACCAAUGCCUGCUGCUGUUGACAUGCACCAAGAUUCACAGGGAUUUUAAAUAUUAAGGCUAUAACUCUGACACAGUCACCAUGCGACUCAUGUGAAAUCAUAACAGAGGCAUUGAGGAGGAUGAAAUGAAAGAAAACUUGCAAAGCUCAUUCUGUUUCAUUCUUACACAGAAAACUCACAUAUAUACUCUCAAUGAACACAGGGUCUUGUAUAUAUAUUUGCAAUUUCUUUGUAGCACUGGUAUUUUUUAGUUAUGGUGUCCAUUUUUUGUUUUAUUUUUUACCAUCCAAACUUUUUUAGAUCUAAUUGUAAAAUGAUGUAGACAUGCAAAGAGUAAAGACUGAGCUGUUGUACUUUUCUCUUGAUUUGAAACAAUACUUAUUUUCUAAAUCAUAAUAUGAUUUGUGGCUUUGUAAUGUUUUCUUUGAGAGAGCAACUUUUGUUUACAAAAUUAUUUUAUGUUUUUGUUUCGGUCAGUUGAUGAGAUCUAAGAGCUACUUUGAAGAAAAUCUCCAUUAUGCAAAUUAUCCUGAGGCCUGAACGUGCUUCUCCUUCCUGAAUGAACAGCCAGGCAGAGAACACUGAAGAAAAAUAGAUUUCAUCAUGACACUCUAGUAUCUCUCUCUCCUCUCUCUCUCUCUCUCUCUCUCUCUCUCUCUCUCUCUCUCUCUCUCUAGAUAUUGAAACUUUAUAUUAAAAAGAAGAGGGGAAAAACAGCUUUGAUGUUAAGCUUGAUAGUAAGAAUUUUCAACAUUAAUUAACUGUAUAUUAUUUUAAAAGACAAAUAUAUUUUUGUAACAAAGAAUUAGCUUGGAAAGACAUAAUUUAGUCGCAUUUCAUUCAUAAUAGAAUAGAGACAUCAAAGAGAUGAAUUGGGCUCAUCUAUUAAUGUCCUUUAAGAGAAAACUAUGACAAUAGUAUUUUUAAAAUGACUCAAAUGGAUGAUCAGGGGUAAAUUAAUAUAUUAACUUUUAUCUUCCCCACAACUAUGGUGUCAUUCCGGAGUGUGUGUAUAUAUACAGACACACACACACACACACACACACACACACACACACACACACACACACACACACACACACACACACACACACACACACAUUUCAGAAUGGAAAAUUGCUAAUAAUCAAAUGUAUAUCUCUAAUCAAAAAUAUUAUUAUUUUCUUCACUGUACAUUAAAACAAGUUAACCUCCACUGUAGUGCCUCCUGUUCCACAUCUAAAGGCCACCUACGGGUUUAGAGUGGCACUGCAUCAGAACUGCAUUCUCUCACAUCCUGUUUGUAAGGUAUUGCCAUAACAUCAUUUCCUCUCUGCACCUCAUUAGUCUAAAGCUUUCCACGUCUUAUUGCUUAUUGUAGUGAUUGAAGACACUGUCCUUAGGCUUAAGAGCAGACCUAGGCCAAUAUUUUAACCCAAAUACUGGAUCAGUCCGUAAAUAGAGGCAGCUCUACAGCUUAAUGAAAAUAUACUAUGGGAAAAGCAAAUAUGAAGAUAGAUAGUCAGUCCAUCUCUUAUAUGCUGGACUGUCUAAGCAUUUAUUUAUGAAGAUGUCCUGUUGUGCACACUGCACAAGUUCUGAGAUGUGUAAAGCUCCAUCCCUGUCAAACCAGUUAUCCACAAUGUACUAAAGCCUCACUAUUAAUCUAAUUAAAGGCUUAACUCCAAGCUCUUAACGUAAAUGAAGUGAAACCAAAGCUGGCAAUUAGUGAUUGUUACAUUGAUUUUGCCUCGUCAGAUGCUCUGCCGAGUCCAAGAUAUCAUGGGUCACUGAACCAGGAACUAGUGCAGUUUUAGAGACAAACUUGGAUAUACAUAGGUCCCAGUAAAAAAGAAAGAAAACAAUGUGUAACAAUCUAUACAGAACAACAAUUGCACCAUCAGACCAUUUGUUGUUCACAGUGUUUUUUUUUUUUUGUCAGUAUGGUUUUUAAUAUGAACAACAGACAAUAUGCAAAAAUGUGUAACUUACAUAUGUGGUGAAAAAACAGGGUCUUGCCACAUUAUCAUAAAUUAUUUGAUGUUUGAAAUAUUUUCUGUUGAUGGCAAGCUUCUCUCAAAAUCAUUGACUGACCUGAGAGGCAACCAAGCAGAUUAUUUCUGUUCUAUUUUAUUAUUUUGAUUUUCAUAUUUUAUCAGUUUGUGUUUCUGUAUUUCAUUUUAUUGUGUAAAUAUAAAUUGCAAUUAUAAUAAAGUUGAAGACAAUCUAGCCACAUUAAUGAUAAAAAAAAAAAAACAGUUUGGAUUUUCCAAGCGAGUGGCAAAUUAUUUUAUGAAAAUUUCUGAUAUUACUGAUAAAAUAAGGAUAAUAAUAAUAAUAUUAAUAAUAAUAUAGCACAGAAUUUGUCUCUGGCACUUUCACCAAUCACAUACUAAAUAAUACGUUUCUGAUUACCGCCUGUUUUUGAUUUUUUUUUUCUCUUUUGAUCUGAACCUGCACUGUUC
Xyrauchen texanus (razorback sucker) is the source of this 4981-nucleotide messenger RNA. RefSeq names its product interleukin-1 receptor accessory protein-like 1-B. Lineage: Eukaryota; Metazoa; Chordata; Actinopteri; Cypriniformes; Catostomidae. Gene Ontology annotation, biological process: negative regulation of exocytosis; signal transduction. The record is from RefSeq and is a predicted model, not a curated record. Bases 322 to 2472 code for a protein of 716 amino acids. The transcript has 12 exons. Gene Ontology annotation, molecular function: interleukin-1 receptor activity.